GAGGUCUGGACACUACGGGUAUUGAUCUCGACUAACGGUCACGAAGGAAUUCCCGCUCUUCCGAUUUAUGAACGUUGUCGAGAACCAGAUACACUUUGCUCCCAGAGCUUGAAGCGUUCAGUUCUUUCACGACCCUCUCCCGAAACUCGUCUCAUUUCACUUGACUCGCCAAAUCCACGCAACUCGCGCUCGAAGUAGUAGAAUCUCGAACCGAUUGAAGGAGGACGAUUUCGUUUGUGAGCGAAUCAACGUUUGUCAGAAAGCUUCAUUCUUGAUUUCGUUAACGAAAUCCUUUUUUUAUUCUCCGUGACUAGAUUCAUGAGUGUUGUUUGUCUCUCGCGUUGAUUGAUCAUAGUCGAGAAAGCACAGGACUAGAUUUACGAGUCUCUUUUAAAAUUCUGACAGUGUUUUUCGAUUUGCACUGGGCCCUCUCGCUGAGAAGAUUUCGCUCUUUUUUAUUGAUCUGAAUCUGGUUUAUUUAGCUCAGGCAUAGUGAAUUGUUUCCGUGAGGGGUACAUAUUGAGCAUCGGAUCAACCAGGGAAGGAAUCCCACGAUUUGAAUCUUCACUGAGUCUGGUGGAGAUAGCAAUUUUUUGCCUCAUCUUUCGAUUCUUGUUGGAUUAUAUUGUCUACAGAGGUUUCGAAAUCCAGCUUCGCGAAGGCAUCUAGUCUUGGUUGGCGCAAGACAAACAGUGAUUUGGCUGCAAGAUGGCGCUCUCGAGCCGCGGCCGAACUUCUAUGUACGAUGAGAACUCCGUUCACGCAGGCAAGAUGCCCGUCGCAGGGGUUCAAGGGUCGAAGUUGGGAGUAAACGGUAAUCAGGUGAUUGGGAAAUCCACCGGGGGCCUGAAACUGCAGCAAUCGGCAACAAAUGAGCGUAAAAUUCUCUCAGAUAUCAGUAACACCAAGGCACCUUCUCAUGCUUCAUUCGGCACUCCCAAGCCUUCCCCAAAACCAGGUUUUGUGCCAUUUCGGGAGAAUCAGACCACAAAAGUCGACAAUAUUUUCAAGUCCGAGAAUUUACCACCGAAAGCAGGCCAGUCUCAGUCUUCCCAGAAAGCAGCAGCAAGAAUUCCGCUACGCAACAUUGUCAACGAGUCAGCUCCACCAUCAGUGAAGGAGAAUGGGCCAGAAGUAGUACAGCAGAAGCCAAAGCUCAAGACAGGAGCCCCCAAAAGACUCGGCAGCAAAGCCACUGCGAAGAUCCGACUCACCGAUGAGCAGUUGCGUUUAGCAGACGAAUGGGCCAAGGAAGACAUUCAACUAGAGCAGAUCCACUUUACUGGAGAUGAUAUCGAAGCUCUUCGUGAGAAGAUGAUUGAUGCUGAGAUUGAAGAAACCGUUGCCUUGGUGCGGAACUAUCGGGGAGGGUGGUUGCCGUCUGCUACAGGGAAGCCUUCGGAAUGUAAUGAGGAGGAUUCUCUACGAUAUGCCGAUGGGUGCUUGAAGCUUGACCGUAGCUUCGAUGAAACUGCCUUCUCCGCUGCUCGUGGCAAUGACGUUUUCGAUGUCGAAGAUAAUCUAAGAACGGAAGACCUGAAUUUGAGCGCAAUGAACAAUUCACUGUUCUUGGAUGAAGGUUAUCCAUCCAUUCCUGAGGGCUGGACCCUGCGUGAGGAAUUUGCGACAGCUUCAACAUAGGGUGGUUUAAAAAAGCGCUCCUCCAGGGCCCUAGUUUGGAUUACAUUAGCGAUGGUGUUAUCACAGCGAUAUCACGAAUGGUGGUUUUGAGUAGAAAAGCCUGUGCAGUGUACAUAUACAAUUCACCAAGUGAAUCAAACAAUCUAUGAACAGUUCAGGGUCGUUCUCGUCCCCUGUCCACACUAGUCCAUUACCUCAUGCCAAAGUGGCGAAUAUGAUCAGUAACUUUCGUCAUUGUACUGUUGGCUGUGUGCACAUUUCUUGAAUCCAGACGAAUGUGACGAAGCAAAUACAAACAUCAUAAAUGCAUCUCAGCCUUCUGGUUACCCCAUCUGAAACUCUUCUAAUUUUGCUCGACGACUUGAAUCAUUCCACUGUCUGCAUCUUUCACGGCUGAAAU
Molecule: messenger RNA, 2041 nt
Organism: Marchantia polymorpha subsp. ruderalis
Lineage: Eukaryota; Viridiplantae; Streptophyta; Marchantiopsida; Marchantiales; Marchantiaceae
Source: the annotation of a GenBank genome assembly